Messenger RNA from Homalodisca vitripennis (glassy-winged sharpshooter), 338 nucleotides. Its product is annotated as DNA-directed RNA polymerase II subunit RPB7-like. NCBI's taxonomy places the organism in Eukaryota, Metazoa, Arthropoda, Insecta, Hemiptera, Cicadellidae. The annotation marks the transcript as partial. The transcript is spliced from 4 exons. The record is from RefSeq and is a predicted model, not a curated record.
UAUAAUCUAUUUAAGAGUACAAAAAUUGUUUCUUAUUAUCAUUAUGUGUUUCAGUCUAUUCCAGCAGAUAUGCAGUUUUGUCCAAACUUCAAUCCUCCCUGCUACAAGUCUAAAGAUGAGGAUGUUGUUAUACAAGAAGAUGAUGACAUAAGAUUGAAGAUUGUUGGUACAAGAGUUGAUGCUUCGGGAAUUUUCGCCAUAGGAACAUUAAUGGACGAUUACUUAGGUUUGGUUUGCAACAACUGAAUGGGACAGAAACACUUAGUUUUAUUUUGAUUGAAAAGAAAUUAUAAUUUAUUUUUAUUAAACAUUUUGUAAAAUAAACCAAUUUGUUGAAA